Hibiscus syriacus is the source of this 2362-nucleotide messenger RNA. RefSeq names its product pentatricopeptide repeat-containing protein At4g39952, mitochondrial. Lineage: Eukaryota; Viridiplantae; Streptophyta; Magnoliopsida; Malvales; Malvaceae. Gene Ontology annotation, molecular function: RNA binding; protein binding. The record is from RefSeq and is a predicted model, not a curated record. Gene Ontology annotation, biological process: RNA modification. Bases 5 to 2362 code for a protein of 785 amino acids. The transcript has a single exon.
ACAAAUGCUGAAACUCAAACCAACGCAGUUGUUGAAACAACACUUUGCUUAUUCUCAUCAUCAAUUCUUAUCUAAUUCAACUUCGAACUACCUUAACUGUCACUUAGACUCCUUCCUCUCCUCCAACGCUUCUUCUUCAUCUCUCCGAUCCCUUCUUCAAUCCCAUGCUCUCAUUAUCGCCACCGGCAACUCAAACGACAACAUUUUCAUAUCCUCAAAGCUCAUCUCUUUGUACGCCUUUUUCAACAAACCUCGUCGUUCCACCAGGGUUUUUGAGUCAAUUCCCAUCUCGAAAAAGGAUGUUUUCCUUUGGAAUUCGGUCAUCAAAUCCCAUUUCUCCACUGGGAACUACUCUGAAUCUUUUGGGUACUAUCUUAAAAUGAGGUUGUCCAAUACUCUUCCUAAUGAUUUCACUAUCCCCAUGGUUGUUUCCGCUUGUGCUGAGCUGAGGUGGGACGUUUGUGGCAGAUAUGUUCAUGGGUUGGUCUUGAAAUCUGGUCUUUUCGUGGUGAAUUCUGCGGUUGGGUCCUCUUUUGUGUUUAUGUAUGCAAAGUGUAGUUCAGCGGGGGAUGCUCGUCUUGUGUUCGAUGAAAUGAUUGUUAAAGAUGUGGUUACGUGGACGGCUCUUGUAAUUGGGUAUGUACAAAAUGGGGAAAGUGAGAAGGGUUUGGAAUGUCUUUGCGACAUGCAUAGAGUCGGAGAGGAUGGUGAAACGAGGCCAAAUUUUAGGACAUUGGAAGGUGGUCUUCAGGCUUGUGGAAAUUUGUGUGCUUUGGACGAGGGCAAGUGCUUACAUGGUUUUGUGGUGAAAACUGGACUUGGGUUUUAUCCGCUUGUUCAAUCUUCGAUUUUUUCUAUGUAUUCUAGGUGUGGGAGUGUUAGGGAUUCAUCUGCUUCAUUUUGUGAAGUUGUUGAUAAAGAUAUUAUCUCAUGGACAUCGAUUAUCAGUGUGAAAGCUAGAUUUGGGUUUAUGAAGGAAUGCUUAGAUAUGUUUUGGGAAAUGCAAGUUGAUCGUUUACGUGCAGAUGGAAUUUUGAUUAGUUCCAUUGUUUCAGGUUUCGGAAAUUUCAUGAAUGUACGUGAAGGGAAGGCAUUUCAUGGAUUGAUCAUAAGGAGGAAUCUUUUGUUAGAUAAGCUGGUUCUUAAUGCACUUUUAUCCAUGUACUGCAAGUUUAGACUCCUAUCUACCGCAGAGAAGCUCUUCAACAUAAUAGGUUACAAUAGAAAAGAGUCUUGGAAUAUAAUGGUUCAUGGAUACUGUAAGACGGGACAAGAAGCAAAAGCUAUAGAAUUGUUUAAGAAGAUGCAACAACAUGGGAUUGAGGUUGAUUCAAACAGCCUGGUUUCCGUUAUCUUUUCAUGUUCUCAACUUGGAGCAAUCCGUGUUGGCCGCUCGCUUCAUUGCCAGAUAGUUAAAAGUUACAUGGCUGACAACAUUUCGGUUGCUAAUUCUCUCAUAGAUAUGUAUGGGAAAAGUGGAAACUUGACCAUUGCACGGAGGAUCUUUAAUCAAACGCAGAGAGAUGUUAUCACAUGGAACACAAUGAUGUCAGCCUAUUCUUGUUCUGGACAUUUAUCUGAGGUUAUUGCCUUGUUUGAUCAAAUGCUUUUGGGAAAUUUGGCGCCCAACAUGGCAACAUUGUUAACCGUGCUUUCCGCUUGUUCUCAUCUCGCAUCAUGGGAGAAAGGGGAAAGGAUUCAUUGUUACAUCAAGGAAGGAGGCUAUGAGCUCUGUCAAUCUCUUGCUACUGCGUUGAUUGACAUGUACGCAAAGUGUGGGCAAAUAGAGAAAUCGAGAGAGCUAUUCAUCUCAAUGAAAGAGAAGGAUGUAGUUUCUUGGAAUGUGAUGAUUUCAGGUUAUGCGAUGCAUGGAGAUGCUAAAUCAGCACUACAGAUUUUCCAGCAGAUGGAAGAAUCAAAUGCUAAACCGAAUGAUGUUACCUUUCUUUCUCUUCUCAAUGCUUGUUCUCAUGCAGGCCUUGUAAAAGAAGGGAAGUUUUUAUUCGGUAGAAUGGAACAUUAUUCCAUAAAGCCGAAUUUGAAGCAUUAUGCUUGCAUGACAGACCUUCUUGGCAGAUCGGGUAAUCUUCAGGAAGCUGAAGCCCUGGUUAUGUCAAUGCCCAUCUCUCCUGAUGGGGGUGUCUGGGGAGCUCUGUUAAGUGCUUGUGUUGUUCACAAUGAAAAUGAAAUGGCAAUAAGGAUAGCAAAGCGAGUAAUUGAUUCUGAUCCCGAGAACGAUGGCUACUACAUAUUGAUUUCCAACGUGUAUACUUCUAUGGGGUGGUGGGAGGAGGCACAGCGGACCAGAGAAAUGAUGAAGGAAAGAGGUGUAGGAAAAAAAACUGGUUGGAGUGCAAUAUAA